Molecule: messenger RNA, 1568 nt
Organism: Coffea eugenioides
Lineage: Eukaryota; Viridiplantae; Streptophyta; Magnoliopsida; Gentianales; Rubiaceae
Product: beta-glucuronosyltransferase GlcAT14A-like
Exons: 4
Coding region: 48-1235 (395 amino acids)
Cellular component (GO): membrane
Molecular function (GO): glucuronosyltransferase activity
Source: RefSeq, a predicted model, not a curated record
ACAUCAGUCUCCUUGAAAAUCCAAAGAAAACCGUCAACGAGCAAGUCAUGCCAAUGGCAAUCCUCUUCAGGCAAAUUCCCCUCUUCACUGUCCUCCCCCUCUCCCUUCUCUCCCUCUUCCUACUCUUCCGCCUACUCGCCAACCACCAACCCCACCGUUUUUCCCAGCUACCAAAACCCUUUCCUCCACCGCCUAAAGUAGCCUACUUCAUUUCCGGCACUAACAAUGAUGGCCCAAGAAUCUUCAGGCUUCUUCAAGCCACAUAUCACCCAAGAAACUACUAUCUGUUGCACCUUGACCGGCGUGCAUCGGAUAAGCAGAGGGAUCAGCUUGCUAGAAUUGUGGGUUCUGUUGAAAUCUUCGUUGCAGCUGGGAAUGUGAAUGUUAUGAAGAAGUCAAACCCGGUAAACGAAGAGGGCUCCUCUCCUCUUGCUUUGAUUCUUCAUGGUGCGGCUAUUUUGUCGAGGUGGAAAAAAGACUGGGAUUGGUUUGUUAACCUUGCUGCUUCCGAUUAUCCUCUCAUUCCUCAGGAUGAUUUUCUCCACAUCUUGUCAUAUUUACCAAGAGAGUUGAAUUUCAUAGAACAUGAGACUAACAUCACCAUGCAGGAAUAUCAAAGGAUUACCGACGUGAUUGUUGAUCCACGCCUUUAUCUUCAAUCAGCAGGAAGAAUGUUCAUGGGCAGUGAAAAGCGUACGGUACCAAAUGCCUUCAGGUUUUUAACAGGUUCUCCACACGUGAUUCUCAAUCACAAACUCAUUCAGUUUGCUCUCCUAGGAUGGGAAAAUUUUCCAAGGAUACUCCUAUUAUACUUCUCAAACACUAGACUUUCUCAUAAAGCCUAUUUCCAGACCCUUGCUUGCAAUUCAGAGUUCUCUCGCACUGUAAUCAACUCAAAUUUGCGAUACACUGACUGCAACUCCCCUUGUUCCGAAAGCCAUCAUAGCAGAAGGCCUAUGGAUUUUGGGAGUAUGCUCGCAAGCGGAGCAGCUUUUGCUGGAAAUUUUUCAGUAAAUGAUCCAAUUAUGGAUGUUAUUGACUCAGUUGUGCUCAAUCGUGGUAAAGGAAUGCCUGCACCAGGUGCAUGGUGCUUGGGAAGGUCAUGGAGUGGCAGGGUUUCUUGCUCGGAAUGGGGUGAUGUUGAUAUAUUGAGGCCUGGUCCAGCUGCAAGAAGGUUUAAGCAGCUGCUUCUUAAAUUAAUGAAGAGCAAAUCAUUCAGGUCCGACUUUACUUGACCAGUGAUGCUUGGCAACUACUGCUUCAAAAGCUUUAGGACUCAAUCUGCAAACUUACAAAAAGCUGUAGUUUGUCCUGUACAAAACAAAAGUGGAGGCAUUCCAUUAAUUUGUGGAUAAUAGGUCAAUUGAGGUGUAGGUUUUCGCUUUUAGCUCUAUCUUCUUGUCAGCUAUAUAAAAUUAGUGUCUCGAAUCAUUAGCAGCCAUUUAUUUAUUUCCCAGAAAUCAGCUGGUGUUCUCAAUGGCUGCUGUUCCCAGAAGUUAGCCCCAUGGUAACUCUUCUAGAAAAACUUUUUGCGCUACACGAUCAUGCAUGUAUCUCUGCAUUCUUCA